Molecule: messenger RNA, 4676 nt
Organism: Dama dama (fallow deer)
Lineage: Eukaryota; Metazoa; Chordata; Mammalia; Artiodactyla; Cervidae
Gene: ZNF30
Product: zinc finger protein 30
Biological process (GO): negative regulation of transcription by RNA polymerase II; regulation of cytokine production; regulation of immune system process
Source: RefSeq, a predicted model, not a curated record
AAGAGAAAGCUCUUUGAAGGGCUUUCCCAGAGAAUCCAGGACAAUCACCUUGUGAUAUAUCAGCUAAUGGGAUAAACUUGAUUAUAUACCUUUUUCCAUGUGAUGCAGUAUCUCCAUAGGCAUGAUGAAAGCAAAGGUCAUGAAGGCCUUAAUACUAUCUACUAGAGGGAGGUUUGGGGGAAAUAAAAAUCAUAACAAAGAGAAAUAAUUGUGCAACUGAAACAGGUAGGAAUGACAAGAAUGAAAACAUUAGAACAGAAAAGAAAAGCAUGGACAUCCUUAGACAAGGUUAGCAGUUUUCAGUAUUCCUGAUGAAGUGAUGCUUUACCUUAAACCAUCCCUGGGUCAGGAAGAUCCCCUGAAGGAGGAAAUGGCAACCCACUCCAGUAUUCUUGUCUGGAGAAUCCCAUGGACAGAGGAGCCUGGCAGGCUACAGCCCAUAGGAUCGUAAGAGUUGGACACAACUUAGCAACUAAACCACCACCACCAUAUAUAGGAUGAGAAAAAUCCAGUCUGAAAACAACAUGUGCCAAAGGAUUUGGAGGAGUUGAUGCCACCUGCAGAUGGAACCAAAGAUGAGAAAAUUUGUGAUACAUUCCAGGUGCUGAAAGGGGCAAGUGAGGUAAAUAGGGAACAAAGGGAAUUAUGACUUGAUAUGAGGCCUGAUUAGGUAAGCAGGGACCAUAUUACUAAUGGAAAGAUAUGUGCACUCUGUUCUAAGUGUAAAGUAUAAAAGGAGGUGGGGAAUGAAAUUUCAUCUAUACCAGAAACAUGUUUGAAAUGUUAAAAAAAAUAUUAGUUCCCAGGAAUGUUCCCUGUGUGUUUUGAUUCAUGGGGUCUGUGAUGGUGCUUGAGUAUCAGUUUUUUAACAGGCUCUUCAGAGAUUCUCAUCCAUAUCUAAGUAUCAGAAAUGAAACCUUUGUUGCUAAUCACCAGCCUUUCUAUUUUUACAUACUCUCAUUCUUCAUUCCUCUUUGACCUUUUUUAAAAUUUUCAUAACAGUAUUUUAGUAUUAUCUAGUUUACUUAUUUUUAAUGGAUACUCUUUUCAAUUUGUUCCUUCCAUUGAAAUCCAAUUUUUCUCCUAUAGGAAAAUAUAAUAUUUGGGAAUUUUUGUUUUCUUUCAGAUUUUUCCAUUGAAGGAUGAAAUAAUCAGCUAUAAAGAAAUUCUCACCUAUUAAAAAAAUGUGCAUCUUUUGCUCUGCAUCAGAGAAAUUUUAAUAGAGGGAAAUGAAGUGAAUGUCAGGAAUAUGGGGAGAGUUUUUGUCAAGUUUCAAAGCAUGUUCAACAUGAGAGAACAUGUUCUAGUGGAAAAACCUACCAGUGUAAAGAAUGUGGAGAGAACUUUAGCAAUGGACAUCAGCUCACUGUACAUCAGAGGUUGCAUGUUGGUGAGAAAUCCUAAAAAUGUAAGGAAUGUGGGAAAGCCUUUAUCAGAGGCUCAGCCUUUGUUAAGCAUGGAAGAACUCAUACUGGUGAGAAACCAAAUGCAUGUAAGGAAUGUGAGACGACCUUUAGCAGUUGCCAUCAAUUUACUGUGCAUCAGAGUCUGUGUACUAGUGAGAAACCCUAUGAAUGUAGGGAAUGUGGAAAAGCUUUUUAUAGUAGCUCAUACCUUGUUCAAUAUCAAAGAACCCAUAACUGUGAGAAGCCCUAUGAAUGUAAAGAAUGAAAGGAAAACUUUCAUACUGCAUGGAAAGCUUAUUUGGCAUCAGAGUAUUCAAACUGGUGAAAAACCUUUUGUCUGUAAAGAAUGUGGAAAGGCCUUUAGUACCUUCUUAUACCUUGUUCAACAUCAGCGAAUUCAUAGUGAAAAACCCUAUAAAUGUAAAGAAUGUGGGAACACCUUUAGCACUAGCUCCCUGCCCCUUAUUAAACAUCAGAGAAUUCAUACAGGUGAGAAACCCUAUGAGUGUAAGGAAUGUGGGAAGGCCUUUACUGUGUAUGGACAGCUUACUUGACAUCAGAGUAUUCACACUGGUGAGAAACCCUUUGAAUGCAAGGAAUGUGGAAAGGCCUUUAGACUUAGUUCAUUUCUUAAUGCACAUCAGGGAAUUCAUGCAGGGGUUAAGCCCUAUGAAUGCAAAGAAUGUGGAAAAGGCUUUAGUCAAGCCUCAUACCUUGUUCAACAUGAAAGGCUUUAUACAGGUGAGAAACCCUAUGAGUGUAAGGAGGGUGGUAAGGACUUUGGUACUGGCUUAUAGCUGGUUCAGCAUCAGAGAAUUCAUACUGGUGAGAAUCUCUAUGAAUGUCAGGUGUGUGGCAAGGUUUUUAUUAGUUGCUAUCAACUUACUGUACAUCAGAGGGUUCAUACUAGUGAGAAACCCUCUGAGUGUAAGGAAUGUGGAAAGGCCUUUAGAGUAUAUGCACAUCUUAUACAACAACAGAAAAUUCACACUGAUGCAAAACCCUAUGAAUGUAAAACAUGCAAAGCUUUUAGUCAUGCCUCAUACAUUGCACAACAUGGGAGAAUCCAUACUGGUGAGAAACCCUAUGAGUAUAAGGAAUGUGGGAAGGCCUUUAGUUCUGGCUCUUACCUUGUUCAACACCAGAGAAUUCAUAGUGGUGAGAAAUGUUAUGAAUGUAACAAAUGUGACAAAGCCUUUACUGUGCAUGGACAACUUAUUGGACAUCAGAGCGUUCAUACAGGUGAGAAACCCUUUGAAUGUAAGGAAUGUGGAAACACCUUUAAACUUAAUUCAUUCCUUACUGAACAUCAGAGGAUACACACUGUUGAAAAACCUUUUAAAUGUAAAAAAUGCAGGAAGGCAUUUAGACAUAAAGGCCGUAAAGCACAUCAGAGAAAUCACAUGGCUGUCAAUCCCUAAGAAUUUAAGGAAUUUAAAAAGUUCUUUAUGUAUGGCUCAAAUGUUGUUUAGCAUCAGAGAAUUUGUGCUGGUGAGAAUCUUUUGAAUAUAAAAUAUGUUGGUAGGCUUUUAGAAAAUAUUCUUAUCUUUUAUUAGAGAAUUCAUGAUAUAUAAUUCAGAAAACGUAAGAAAGCCUUCACUUGUCAUUCCUGUGUUUAGAUUAUCAGAAUAUCAUCAUCAUACUGGUGGCCAAUUCAGAGAAAGUGGGAAACACUAUUAAUGCUCCUAAUAUUGAGAGCAUUUAUGACAUGUUCUAAUAUGAUUGAAUAAGUGAAUUAAAAAGCCUUCCAGUUGCUUUUAAAUCAUUUGGAACAUCAGAUAAUUCAUCCUAAUUUUUAAAAACCAGUUGGAGAAGACUCUUGAGAGUCCCUUGGACUGCAAGGAGAUCCAACCAGUCCAUCCUAAAGGAAAUCAGUCCUGAAUAUUCAUUGGAAGGACUGAUGCUGGAGCCAAAACUCCAAUACUUUGGCCACCUGAUGCAAAGAGCUGACUCAUUGGAAAAGACCCUGAUGCUGGGAAAGAUUGAAGGCAGAAGAGGACAACAGAGGGUGAGAUGGUUGGAUGGCAUCACUGACUCUAUGGACAUGAAUUUGAGUAAUCUCGGGGAGCUGGUGAUGGACAGAGAAGCCUGGCAUGCUGCAGUCCUUGGGGUCACAAAGAGUUGGACACAACUGAGUGACUGAACUGAACUUAACUGAAUAUGAUACAUAAUAGAAAGCCUUUAGCCAUGUCACACAUAAUAACUCUCAUCAUUGUCAUUCUACAUCUAACAACCUAUUUGAUACCAGGCACCAUAUUUUUCAUCUCAGGGCAUUGUUUUAAGAUGGUGAUGAUAAUAGAAUUUACAUACUUGUAAAAACAUAUUUUCAAUAUUUAUUAGUUUUAUUAUUAUUGUAGUUUUUAACUGGUAGUGAAAUUUUGAGAGUAAAACCCUACAGGUGUAAUUAAUUUAGAAAUGCCUGUCCCUCCAUGCAUCCAUUUCAGAAUGUUAGGUAAAUCUUCCUGGAUAAUACUUUGUAGAAAGAAAGAAACAUGAGACGACAUUAAUUUAGAACUCACCUCUUAAGUUGAAUCAAACAAUUCAUGAAAGACACCCAGCCUUUUAAUGUGUGUAAAGUUGUUGAGAAUAGCUUAUAGUCUGCAUUCUUUGUUCAAAACUUAGGAUAUGAUGGAAAUUAAUAGUACAAAGGAAAACUAAACUGUCCACUUGGAAAUUUCUUUUGCAACUUUUUUUAAAUGAAAAUUUCAACAUAGAGAAAAGUAGAAGGAAUAGUGAAAUUGCUGACAUCGUUGGUAACAUUUUAUUUUAUUUCUAUCUCCUUUUCUAAUUGUAUGUAGUUAUUUGUGCAUGUAAGAGGAAGCUGUAGACUUUGCCCCUGAAUAUUAAUCUUUUGCACUUAAACCCCACCUUUUUCUUGAAGGAUAUUGUUUACCAAAUGCCUCACUUUCUAUAUUUGCUUCCUCACACUGUCAUUUAACUUGUUCCUCAACUCCAGGUUUUUUCUAUAUUGUAAGUUAAAAAGAUUUCACUGGAUUCUGAAGAACACUUCCAAGGUAAUACUGCAUAUAUUUGCAAACACCUAAUAUCAGAGUUUUCCAUAAUUAGUAAUACUAAUUGCUAAACAACUGAUAGUAAUUAGUAAUACUAAUUAGAAGUGGUAGAGGUAAUCACUGCUGGAGUUUUCUAUCAUACAGUUCCUGUUUUGUAACUAGUGAUCUGAAUAGGGAUAUUUUUAACAUCUCCAUUUGGGAAGGGAUCACAUGUAUGUAUGUAUAAAUUUGAAAUUGUAUUCAUUGUAUUACAAUACAA